Molecule: messenger RNA, 1953 nt
Organism: Sorghum bicolor (sorghum)
Lineage: Eukaryota; Viridiplantae; Streptophyta; Magnoliopsida; Poales; Poaceae
Product: protein WRKY1
Exons: 3
Coding region: 315-1619 (434 amino acids)
Biological process (GO): regulation of DNA-templated transcription
Molecular function (GO): DNA-binding transcription factor activity; sequence-specific DNA binding
Source: RefSeq, a predicted model, not a curated record
CUCACCAGAAUUACUUCCUGCUCAAGUGAAGGAGAAGGACCCAAUGAGACUGCCUCCUCACAUAUGCUCUUGCUCUCCCUGUUUAAGAUCACACAAAGAUCUUGCAAAGACUCUUUCCAACGCCACCACCAUUGCUGCAAUUCUCGCAACCUUUCUACCUCUCCACUCAAUCAUAGUCAUAACAUAGCACCUGGAGAAAUUUCAUGUGCAAAUCUAAGAUUGAUUAGUGGUUGCAAUCUCACUGGGUAAUUCAAUCGAGGCUACCAGUGUGCUACCUACUAGCACUCGGAUUUGCCGGCGGUGCAAGUUUUCUGAUGAAAGCCAUGGAGGUAGUGGAGGAAGCCAACCGGGCCGCCGUGGAGAGCUGCAAGAAGCUCGUCGCCGUGCUCUCGCUCUCCGGUGCCGACGCGUUCCGGCCUUUGCCCGUGGCCGCGGAGACCGACGAGGCGGUCGCCCGGUUCGGCAAGGUGGUCGCCGUCCUGAGCGACAGGCUCGGCCAUGCCAGAGCAAGGGUUGCUGGCAAGAGGAGCCCACCGGCGCCUCCCGUCGAUGCGAGCUGCCUCUUGGAGUACCACCCGUCGCUGGCAGUGGCACCGCGACACACUACCAACGGCGGCCAUCUGCUGGUCAGUGCUACUUCUCCUCCUCCUCCUCCGCCGCCGCCGCCGACGACGACGACGUCGCUGCUUGCUAGCAUGACGAUGCGAAGCGCUGCGGAGCCGAUGACGAUGAGAAGCCAAAAGGCGGAGGUAGUGGCGCCGGCGGUGCUGGUGUCGCCACCUUGUGCCAGCAACGUGACACUGACGCCGGCCCCGGCCAAGAAGUUUGACAGGAGCAUGUUCCUCGAGACGUCGCUGCUAGAGUUAAACAACUCUUGCAGCGUGCCUCCAUCUUCGUCGCCGGCCAUGGCGGUGCAGAAGAGCAGCCCGAAAGUCGCCGCGCCCAAUCCGUGCACCAGCACCCCCCACAUCCAGUUGCAGCCCACCACCCAGUUCCAGCCACCGCCACAGCAGCAGGCGGCGAAGAAGCAGAAGAGCUUCCAGUUCGACCAGACGCCGAGCGGCGAGCAGUUCCACAUCGAGGUCCCUGUGCCGCUGCCCCGUGGCGCCGCCCCCGCCGCGAAGGAGGUGAUCAGCUUCAGCUUCGACAACAACUCGGUGUGCACGUCGUCGGCGGCCACGUCCUUCUUCACGUCCAUCAGCAGUCAGCUGAUCAGCAUGUCCGACGCCGCGACGAGCUCCGCCGCCAGGCCCGCCACGGCGAAGAAGAUGUGCGGCAAGGGAGUGGAGGACGGCGGCGGCGGCGUCAGAUGCCAUUGCCCGAAGAAGAAGAAGCCGAGGGAGAAGAGGGUGGUGAGGGUGCCGGCGAUCAGCGACAAGAACGCCGACAUCCCGGCGGACAACUACUCUUGGAGGAAGUAUGGGCAGAAACCCAUCAAAGGCUCUCCUCACCCAAGGGGAUACUACAGGUGCAGCAGCAAGAAGGACUGCCCGGCGAGGAAGCACGUGGAGCGGUGCCGCAGCGACGCCGCCAUGCUGAUCGUCACCUACGAGAACGACCACAACCACGCGCAGCCGCUCGACCCCUCCGUGCUCACCGCCGCCAACGCGGAACCUUGAGAGCCCAUCGGACGGAGACGGAGACGGUGCCGGAGUCUCUGCCAACGUCGUGCAGGAGCGACGAAUUCUUUUCUUAUUUCCAAACAAGAUGUACAGUGGUGACAAUUUGAUUGCGUUUCACUGCUCCCGUUUCUCCAUGUCUUCUGUUUAGACGAAAUUCAUUCAGAUGAGGCCUCUAGUUUAAUUUGUGCAUGCCAAAGAGUGUAAUCCUACUAGUUGAUGUUUCACUUUCAUCCGCCAUUCAGAAUUCACGUGUCACCACCUCGUUUCGGCAUACCUGUCUGUCUGAUCUUUCUGCCGAUCUUCUGUGGAUGCGAGGCACGCGAGUGGCUCG